AUGUCCGAGCGAAAGGCGAUAAACAAGUACUACCCACCAGACUAUGAUCCAUCGAAAGUCGUUAAAAAGAAAAAGAACCCAAAUCAGACAAUAAAGAUUCGUAUGAUGGCGCCGUACUCGAUGCGGUGCUUGAGAUGCAAUGAAUAUAUCGCAGAGAGAAGAUCCUUCAACGCCAGAAAGGAGGUUACGCCAGAACGAUAUUUGAAUAUCAAAAUUGUUCGAUUCUACAUCACUUGUCCUGGCUGCAACAAUACAAUUACUUUCAAGACAAACCCUGCCGAAGCUGGCUACACACCAGAGGAGGGUGCAGUACGAAACUUUGAACCGUCCAAGAAAAAGAGAAAACAGGAAUCGGAAGAUGACUUGUUGAAACGAUUACAGAGUGAAGAAGAGGAGGAUAAGAAGUACCAGUUAUUGAUGAAGAAGCGGAAAAACAACCCCUUUUGGAAGGAACUGGAUGAGACUGGCGGCGAUGUGAUGGAAAAGUUUGAAAAGAGGUUGAUUGAGCAGCAGCGACAGCAAGAGUUGACAGCAGAGCUCGAAGCGAUUCAACAACAGGUUGAUGAAUCAAAUUCAAGGGAUGACGAUGAAGUUUUGUCAAAGUUGCUUGCUGAAGAGAAGGAGAGCGAGGAGAAUAAGUCAGGCGCAUCAAAAGGGACGCCGUUAAGCACCACGCCCUUAACCCCUUUGAAAAUACCGUCAAAAAUAAUCAUCAGGAAAAAGAACAACGCCUUGCCAAACUUGGACUACAGUAGUGAUAGCGAAUAG
Messenger RNA from Lodderomyces margitis, 768 nucleotides. RefSeq names its product mRNA splicing protein. The record is from RefSeq and is a predicted model, not a curated record. The transcript has a single exon. Bases 1 to 768 code for a protein of 255 amino acids. Gene Ontology annotation, cellular component: U2-type catalytic step 1 spliceosome. Gene Ontology annotation, biological process: mRNA splicing, via spliceosome. Lineage: Eukaryota; Fungi; Ascomycota; Pichiomycetes; Serinales; Debaryomycetaceae.